Molecule: messenger RNA, 1438 nt
Organism: Oryza brachyantha (malo sina)
Lineage: Eukaryota; Viridiplantae; Streptophyta; Magnoliopsida; Poales; Poaceae
Product: reticulon-4-interacting protein 1, mitochondrial
Exons: 7
Coding region: 137-1231 (364 amino acids)
Molecular function (GO): oxidoreductase activity
Source: RefSeq, a predicted model, not a curated record
GUUUCUCCGGUCGGUUUCCCAAACCCGAGAGGGUGACGCCGCCGUUGUCGCCUGCCUCCUCCGCUCGCGCGGGACGCGGCCGCCGCCAGCCAUUAGGGUGUAGGGGGUCUAGGAGGCUUCGUGUCCUCACCCGGCGAUGUGGUGGAGGGCCGCGAGGGCUCGCCGGCGGAUCGCCGGGGCGCGAGCGGCGUCCACGGCGGAGGGGGCGGAGAGGAAGAGCUGCCGCGCCGUGGUUGUGCCUCGGUUCGGCGGGCCGGAGGUGCUGGAGGUGAGGCAGGGGGUGCCGGUGCCUGGUCUGAAGCCAAGGGAGGUGCUCGUGCGCGCGCGCGCCGUCUCCAUCAACCCCCUGGACCUGCGAAUGCGGUCUGGUUAUGGGCGUUCAAUAUUUGAGCCAGUCCUACCUCUGAUCAUUGGCCGGGAUAUAAGUGGUGAAGUUGCAGCUACAGGGACUUCUGUGUCAUCAUUUACUAUUGGGCAAGAAGUGUUUGGUGCUUUGCAUCCAACAGCCAUAAGAGGGACAUACACCGAUUAUGCAAUUCUUUCACAAGAUGAGCUUACUUCGAAACCAUCUACACUCACUCAUGUGGAGGCUAGCGCUAUCCCAUUUGCUGCUCUGACUGCAUGGCGUGCUUUACAUGGUACGGCUCGAAUUUCUGAAGGACAAAGAGCACUUGUAAUUGGUGGAGGUGGGGCUGUUGGGCUAGCUGCUGUUCAGCUUGCAGUAGCUGCAGGGUGUAGUGUUUCUGCAACAUGUGGAACCAAAAGUAUUGAACAAGUUUUGGCCGCUGGUGCUGAAAAAGCCAUUGAUUACACUACUGAGGAUACCGAAUCAGCAGUUAAAGGAAAGUUCGAUGCAGUGUUGGAUACCAUAGGAGUACCUGAAACUGAGAGAAUUGGCAUUAAUGUUCUGCGUAGAGGUGGACACUAUAUGACCCUUCAGGGAGAAGCGGCUGCCCUAGCAGAUAGAUAUGGAUUGGCUGUGGGACUUCCUGCUGCUACUGGUGUUUUACUAAAGAAACAAAUGCAGUACCGUUAUUCUCAUGGGAUAGAUUAUUGGUGGACAUACAUGAGAGCUGACUCCGAAGGACUUCAUGAGAUACACAGGCUGUCUGGAGCUGGGAAAUUGCAGAUACCAGUGGAGAAGACUUUUCCCAUCAGCCAAGUAAGAGAAGCUCACGAGGCCAAGGAGAAAAGGCUAGUGUCCGGCAAGGUGGUUCUAGAAUUUGACUAGUGUUAGUGAGAUUUUUCUCUGAUAGGCACAGAAGAACCGCACCUAUCUGUAAAUCGUAAGAUGCUUUUCCUUUUCGUCACUUUUGAGAAUCCGUAUCGGUUUGAUCCCUGAAGAAAUUUGGUCGUCCUCUAGAUACAUGUUAUCAUACAUGCAAAUGCAGUAAACAAUAAUGUGAGGCCCGAAAGAAUUUCUAGAUCCUUUUGUACA